AUGGAGGACGAGUCAUCCUCAGAAAAACCGAUUCGUCCAGUGAUCCUACCGCCGAUCAUUCCACCUCCUCCUCCCCCACCACCACUACCCCCUGGAGCCACAAUUGAAGAUAUGUGCCGAGAAGCAAACUGCUCUUCCUCCGAGAUUUUCAUCGCUGCCGAAUAUCCACUUGGCGAAUAUUGCGCUCCUCUUUGCUCGUACGAUCCCUGUAGCGACCAAGGCGAGCUUUGCCUUCAUUCCUUCGAGAUCGAUCAAUGCGGUGUGCUCCUCGACGAAAUGGACGAUAAUUAUUCAAGAGUUUGCUUGCCCGUUCCGAUCGUUGAUCCAGGCUCUUACACUCAAGAGCUGAGCGCCAGUAUAAACAACUUUACUAUUCAGCUGAGUUUUGUUUUGUCUCCUCCAGAAAUAACUCCGUCGCUCGAAGAAAUGCAGAAGAUAUUCGAAGAAAAACUAGACGACGCGAUGACUGGCUUGCCCUUAGCACAGAUGAUGAUGAAACUGGAAAUAAAGAUGGACGCAUAUUUAUCGUUGAACAAUACUGUUCGCGCUCGGAGGAAGCGGGCAGUUGAAGAUGAAUUGAUACAGAUGAGCGCUCUUCUUACUCUAAAUUUGACUGGUUCUGAAUAUGUCGAUUCAAAUGCAACGAUUAAAACGGAAGAACUUGAGACAACACUGGAUGCUGUAAUGAAAACAUUGAGACAAAAUCUUCCCUUUGAAAUUGUCAACAUGGAAGUCUUCAUUCCAGAGCUUGAUUCUGAUCUUGACAUCGUUACUGAGGAGCCGGGAGUACUUGAGACAACUACGACGACUUCUACAACGACUACAUCUACAACCACGCCAACGACGACAGACAUUACUACUGGUGAUACAAGUAAUUCAACCACACCCAUUUCAACCACAACCAUUUCAACAGACACGAGUUCAAUAACAACGACGUCUUCAACAACAACAACAGCACCAACAACAACUACAUCAAAAUCCACUACAACAAGUUCAAGUGCUGAAACUACUUCAGAACAAACAACUUCCACCGAAAUUUCGAAUACAACAUCUUCAAGAACCACAUCAACAUCUACGACCACCGAAAUACCAAUUUCUUCUAUUGAAACAACAACACCAGUUAUCAUUUCGACAACUACGAAUUCAACAUCGGGUGAGACAGGAAGUACUUCAAGUACUUUGAGUCCGGCAACCGCGAAACCUGAUACUGUAUCAACAACCGCAGAAUUAGUAAAAACAACAACAAAAACGACGACGCCAACAACAUCAUCCUCGACAACAAAAUCAUCCUCGACUAGUACAUCCAUUUCUACAACUACCGCUUCGAAAACACUGACAGCAUCUACUUCAACAUCUUCCGAGUCGCCACCAGGUAUAAUAUCAACCACGCCAGCUACACAAUCAUCAAUCACAACUGAAUCAAUUACAACAUCAUCCGAAUCAUCUUUUGAAUCAACAACAAUUGAUCCAAAUAUCUCAAAUAAUAGCACUAGUUCAUUAAUUCUGACAUCAAGCAAGUUUGUUGAUUAUGAAACCACAUCUCAAACGCUGUCGACAAUGGCCUCUGGCUUGAUGGAGAACAUAACAAUGCCGGCGAUAACAAAGAGCCCCGACUCAGAAGACACAAUUGAAACAACAGUCGCACCUGGACCGUCAACGCCAUCUCCAGAAUCGACGUCAACUCUGAACUCUGUUACUCCAGAUCAAGAAACAACUUCUACUGCUGUCCUUUCAUCAACAACAGCCGCCUCAACGAUAACUACGAUUAUUUCUGAAGGCUCGAAUAUCGAGAGUAAUUCCACAACCACAGAAGUCAUGUCAACUUCAACAGAUGAUGCGCAAAGCUCAUCUCCAAUUGCAACAACACUCUCAACGGAAGCAAGUACUAGGCCAGAUUUAACAACACCAACUGCAGUGACAACUUUUUCUUCAUCUUCUACUCAAGAAAACAUUCUAUCGUCAACGACAACUACUGUCGCAGACAGCACAUCGACAAAAAUAAAAUCUACGACAACUGCGGAAACGACAACAACAACAAUAAUCUCAUCUACAACAACUUCUACAACUACAAGUUCAACAAGAUCGCCAUCUUCCUCAUCAACAACCACUUCAACAACGAACUCAAUGACAACAUCAACUACAGCAAGCCCUGAAACUGAAACAUCAUCUGCAACAACAACUUCGUCAACUUCUGUAUCGUUAUUAGUUGAAACUAAUACAACAUCAUCUCCAGAAAACAGAACAACAAAAAGCACUGAAACGACAACGAUUUUGACUGUGCAACCAGAACAGAACUUGACUACUCUAUCUCAAUCUCAAGACUUAACAACCACAACUACCACCACCACAACAACAACAACAACAACCACAACAAAAACAAAUUCAGAUCCACCAAGUAGCACUAGCCAAUCAUCAAAUACAACAAAAUCACCAUCAACGAGCCCUAACUCAACAACGAACUCAACCACUAUUUUAGGAGAAAGCAUUGUAACAGUUGGCAUAAAUGUCACCAUUGGAAUAAGUAUCCAAUACGAGGAAGCGUACGAAGACAUAACUAGUGAGGAAUCAGUAGAAUUAUGGGCAGUUCUUGAGAUUUCCAUAAUGGCUGGACUGAAGACGGACAUUCCAGGAUUAACAGAUUUGAUUCUCCUUGCUUUUGUGCAAGUUCAACAGAAUCGAAAUGGUCCGUUCUCCAACGGAAUCGUGAAAAGACAAAGUGCAUCUGGCAAUGACGUUCUUGGUGUAUUAUUCGAAAUGCAAAUCGAACAGGAUCCUUCUGAGGCGAAUAAUCAACUGUUUGAAAAUCCAGCUGCAAAGCUCCAAGAAAUCCUUGAUGAGGGUGGAACGCAACGAAUAUCUGAAGAAUUGAAGAAACAAAAUGUCACAUAUACGAUUGAUGAAAAUGUGGCUGUUGAAGCUGUGUUGUCAAGGAUUUCAAUAUACAGUCUUCAAUGCAAGGGCAGAAUGACGAUGGAAUGUGGAACCAGCGAAGUUUAUGUUGUCACUGAAGAUAUAAAAGCAUUUAUAAGUGAAGAAAGCGAAGUAAAUGUUUCUUCGAAGAUUUUCGAUUACGAAUGUACUGAUGUUUGUGAUCUGACCGAAUGCGAGGCAAGAUGCACUUCACAGCGAAAAACCAUCGAAGAAAUUUGCAACUUGAAUCUUGUCAAAUCAUAUUACGAAGGAGAUCAAACCGAUUUGAAUACAGCUAAAGUCUUCUACGAUUACGGUUGCAAAGGUCCCUUUGAACCGUGGAAGAUUGUUCUCAUUGUUGUCUUCCUUCUUCUUGGAAUUGUUCUUCUUACAAUGACGAUCUAUUGGUACAAAUCAAGAAAAUUCUGCUUCUCACGAAAUAUUCGAGUUUCCCGACCUCUUUCUCGGUUUUCCCAGGCUUCAAAUGCUAUGACUCCUCCUUCGUCCGCGACAUCUUCACCAGGGAGCUACAAACGAAGAAUCGACGAUUUCAGCAGCUAA
Molecule: messenger RNA, 3471 nt
Organism: Oikopleura dioica
Lineage: Eukaryota; Metazoa; Chordata; Appendicularia; Copelata; Oikopleuridae
Source: the annotation of a GenBank genome assembly